This is a messenger RNA of Morus notabilis, 789 nucleotides long. RefSeq lists its product as uncharacterized. The transcript has a single exon. The record is from RefSeq and is a predicted model, not a curated record. NCBI's taxonomy places the organism in Eukaryota, Viridiplantae, Streptophyta, Magnoliopsida, Rosales, Moraceae. The coding region runs from base 1 to 789 and encodes 262 amino acids.
AUGGCUGAUAAAGAGAGUGCCUAUACGACGACGUAUAACCGGUUCACGAGCCUCGCCAAGCUCUCCGUUCGCUUGGCCGAACUCUGCGUCGCUCUGGCAUUCCUCGCCUGGAUCUCUUCUCGGAUUCCUCUCGCCGUCGAGAUCUCCGGCGACUGCUUCCGGCAAAUCUCCAGCGUCUUCUCGAAUCCUCUCUUCGUCUUCUUCCUCUGCCACGUCAUCCUCGUCUCUCUCAUGGUGAAAUCCGGCCAAUUCUCCGGCCGAAACCAGAGGAGCGCCAGCGAACUCGACGAUGCGAUGGUGAAAAACUGCGAAGACGAAACGACGGAGUCGGAGUCUGUAAACGACGUCGCGUCGAGCGAAACAGAGGAGAACGUCUACGAGGACAAGCAGGUGAUCUCCGAGGUGAACGCGAUCACCGUUAAUGGCGAAGAGACACUGGAGGUGGGCGCUGAAUCCGAUCCGGAUUCCGAUUUUCCGAGAGUGCUUUACCGGCGGUGGCGAUCGGAGAAUUUUGAGCUAAAGUCAUCCGAUCACUGUUCCGAAAAUCUCCGGCGAUCAGAAUCGGAGAAGUGCAUGGACAUUGUUGUUUCCGGCGAGGGGGAACGGAAUUCGAUCGCCGGAGAUUCGUAUCGGCACGACGAGUUGAGCGACGAGGAUUUCAAUCGCACCGUGGAGGCGUUCAUCGCCAAACAGCUCAAGUUUCGUCGUCAAGAGGAUGUUUACGACGCCGUUUCGCAUUCCUGUGGGGAUAAAAGCUACGGAUUAACAAAAGCGAAGCUUUGUUAUUAG